UCGUUUGUUGAAAACAUCAUUAAAUUCCUAACGAUAAAAAUUAGUGAUUAGUGAGUUAGGCGGUGUUAUUUUAGGAACAAACUGCGAAUUUAUGUCUUCAAAUUUCACUUAACUUCAAUAAAAAAAACUCUAUAAUUUCAUUUGAAUUUAUUUUCAUUGUUAUCAAAUUUUAAAGGCCAAAGAAAAUUAAAGUUACUCUUUCUUUCUCAGUCAUUUGAUUGACAAAUUCCUUAAAUUUUCUUCCACUGAUCAAACAAUACAAACAGCGAAUUUGACCCGAACAAGAUGGCGUCUGCAGCAGCAACAGGGAAAACAUUUCAAUUCAAAUUAGUUCUGCUGGGUGAGUCAGCUGUUGGCAAGUCCAGCUUGGUUUUAAGGUUCGUGAAGGGGCAGUUCUACGAGCACCAAGAGAGCACCAUUGGAGCUGCAUUCCUUACCCAGACAAUCAACCUGGAUGAUAUGGUCAUCAAAUUUGAGAUCUGGGACACAGCUGGUCAGGAAAGGUUUCACAGUUUGGCACCCAUGUACUACAGAGGUGCCCAGGCAGCCAUUGUUGUCUAUGACAUUACUAACAAAGAAAGUUUCAACAGAGCAAAAGUUUGGAUCGAAGAAUUGCAGAAACAGGCAAGUCCCAACAUUGUCAUAGCAUUGGCUGGCAAUAAAAAUGACCUUGACACCUCAAGGACAACUACUUAUGAGGAAGGCAGUGCAUUUGCAGAGGAAAAUAAUUUGUUAUUUCUAGAAACCUCAGCAAAAACAGCUAACAAUGUGAAUGAAAUAUUUAUGGUGAUAGCAAAGAAACUGCCAAAGGUAAACCCGACAACCGCCGGGCCACAGAGAGCGCAAGGAAAUGUUGAUCUGAACCCUCAACAGAAUACUCAAUCGUCAAAAGGAUGUUGCUAA
Messenger RNA from Helobdella robusta, 903 nucleotides. RefSeq lists its product as hypothetical. Bases 286 to 903 code for a protein of 205 amino acids. The transcript is spliced from 5 exons. The record is from RefSeq and is a predicted model, not a curated record. Gene Ontology annotation, molecular function: GTP binding; GTPase activity. NCBI's taxonomy places the organism in Eukaryota, Metazoa, Annelida, Clitellata, Rhynchobdellida, Glossiphoniidae.